Molecule: messenger RNA, 1412 nt
Organism: Cajanus cajan (pigeon pea)
Lineage: Eukaryota; Viridiplantae; Streptophyta; Magnoliopsida; Fabales; Fabaceae
Product: Josephin family protein
Biological process (GO): protein deubiquitination
Cellular component (GO): nucleus
Molecular function (GO): cysteine-type deubiquitinase activity
Source: RefSeq, a predicted model, not a curated record
CCGUUACGUUAUUACGCCCUGCCUCCUAUUCCUUCCCCCUUCUCUCUCACUUUCUCCCUUCCCUCUCACACACACAACCCAAAAGAGAAGGAAUAAAAGCACCGCGAAUUGCAAUUAGGGUUUGUACUUCAUUCGCCGUUGCGGUCGUUGUCGGUUCUCGAGGCUUUGAAUUCGACGAUGAUGGAAGGAGCCAGCAAUGGAGGCAUGCUGUACCACGAGGUGCAGGAGUCGAAGCUGUGCGCGGUGCAUUGCGUCAACACUGUGCUGCAGGGUCCCUUCUUCUCCGAGUUCGAUUUGGCCGCGCUCGCCUCCGAUCUCGAUCGCAAGGAACGCCAGGUCAUGCUCCCCGCGCUCUCCUCCGCCGAUUUCGAAUCGCAUAAUGUGUCGCUCGACGGCGAUUUCAGCAUCCAGGUUUUACAGAAGGCUCUGGAAGUGUGGGACCUACAAGUUAUCCCUCUUGACUCUCCAGUUGCUGAGCCUGCUCAGAUUGACCCUGAGCUGGAAAAUGCAUUCAUUUGUCAUUUGCAAGACCAUUGGUUUUGUAUUCGUAAAGUAAAUGGGGAGUGGUAUAAUUUUGACAGUCUCUAUGCAGCCCCACAGCAUCUUUCCAAGUUUUACCUCUCUGCCUAUCUUGACUCUUUGAAAGGCUUUGGGUGGAGCAUAUUCCUGGUUAGAGGAAAUUUUCCAAAAGAAUUCCCCAUCUCCUCAUCUGAAGCUUCUAAUGGUUUUGGGCAGUGGCUUUCACCUGAAGAUGCUGAGAGGAUAACUAAAUCUUGCAACUCAGUACAGGCUCCACACCAGAGAAUUAAUGAGGGCCAACAACAUCAUAAUCAGUUUCUUUCAGAUGGGGAAGCUGAAAUGUUUCUAGACAUGGAAGACGAGGAUCUAAGGGCUGCAAUAGCAGCUAGUCUGAUGGAUUCAUCCCCAGUUGUGACCAAUGCUGAAGCCAGUACUCCUCAAAAUGAUAAUCAAAGUAGUAAACAAGUGGCAACAACUGAAACUACCCCUCUAAGUGAACAGCAGCACUCCAAACAAGUGGAAAUCAUUGAAGCUACUCUUCCUGUCAAUGCUCAAAGCAACAAACCUGCAGCAGCUAUUGAAAGUGCUGGUUCUCUUCUGAAUGAUCAAGACAGCAAAGAAGUGGCAUCAACUAUAGGUGCUAACGCUCAAGAUGAAAACCAGAAUAAAGAGAAAACUGUCUAAGAGUGUGCUCUUAUUUGCCCCUUAUUUGUUUUUGCAAUUGAGGACAAAUAAUCUUUCAGUUUAGGUGGUCGAAACAUACAUCAGUGGCUUAAAGUCAUGGUGCUGUGCAGUAUACACAUUCUCAUUUCAAUUGCAUUAUGUAUAAACUGUAAGGAAAACCCUUCAGCAUUUUCAUCCGAUUAUAUAUGAUAGUUACCAAGUUUUGUCAA